Messenger RNA from Paramecium octaurelia, 1817 nucleotides. The record is from the annotation of a GenBank genome assembly. Lineage: Eukaryota; Ciliophora; Oligohymenophorea; Peniculida; Parameciidae.
AUGGACCAUUCUCUAAAGAGGGCUGAAACAUCAUUUAUUCCAAGCAACAUCAAAGCUAGAAUAUUAUUUUAAUGUUAUUUAUUAGCACUCGGAGUCACCUUAAUGGUAUUAUCUAUUAUUGCUUAUUUUUCAUUAACAGAAAAUUUAAUUUAUAUUAGAAAUAUUGUUGAAAAUUGGAAUACUUUGCCUAUCAAAUUGAUAAGAUAAACUUGGGGGGAUUGCUUAUAAAAUGUAAGUAUUAAAAUUAUGAAAGGAAGAAUAUGUAAAUCAUUACAUAUGGCCUGGCAUAGAAUAAGGUUGCGAUUGUAGAGAUGGAGAUUAAUAUAUAGCUCCAAGGAGAAUAUUAUUUAGGAGAACUGAUACAUUAUUUAAAAAAGAGUGCAAUGAUACCAUGAGGGAUGCAGGAUGUGAAGAUAUUGAUGAAAUGGGUUCAAGAGAUUUUAAAAGGUUGCCAGUUCAAUUUGGUAAUCAAAAAUUAAGUCUCUGUGUUUAAAGGGAAUAAGGAAAUAACAGUUUUGCAUUGAAUUCACCAAAAGAAAAUGAAUGUAAAGAAAAUGAAUUAAAAUGUGGAACAAUAUCUGAUUAUUUUUUUUGUACUAAAGAAAAUGAAUGUCCGAUUUUUUAGAUGCACAAUAAUUCUAAUGUUGAAAGUGGAACUUAAGAUUAUUUCUAAACUCUAAGAGAAAAUGAUUAUACAUUACCUUUGGUUGAGUUUAAGAUUGCUUAAGGGGAUGGAGUUUGCAGAAAAGUUAAUGAAAGAAGUAUUUCACAAGGAAGAUCUGAUUAUGGAUUGAUUUCAGAUCCUGGAGUUGAUUGCGAAAGAGAUCCAAGAUUUAAAUUAAUUUAUAAAUUUGAUGAAUAUAAAUUCUUCUAAGCUAAUGAUGCCUUAGAUAUUGCAAAAGAAGCACUGGGCUAUGAAAUAUCAAGCGAAUAUGAAUGGGGUUAUAUACAAUUAAUAUUAUUAUAGGUUUAUAUGGUAGACAUUACAUCAACUUUACGUUAAGUUGCAGAGAAUAUUAAUAGGAAUUUAUCGAUUCUGUAGAUAUUUUAGAGGAAAUUGGUAUCAAAUAAUUAGUUUUAAUGAUAAUCUCUAUCAUUUGUUUAGCGCUUUUUUUUACUUUAUUUCUGUUAAAUUGUUAGACAAUGAAGGGAGUUGACCUACCUUGUAUAAAAGGAAAAGGUACUUAAGAAUCAAAUACCUUAUUUUGUAUUUAAGCUGGAAUCAAAGAAACUUUCUAGUUAAUUUAAGCAAUCAUAGCAAUUAUUAGUUUUUCAGCGGUAAACUCACAAAUUAAUUUUUACACUAAGUUAAUUGAUGAAGGCUGUUCUGACGUUGUUACAUUAGUACUUUUUAAUAUAUAUAGGAAUAGGAUGACAUUCAAAACGUUCGAGAUAUGUUAGAAAAAAAGAUUUAUAAAUACAAUCUGGCAUAUAUUGCAAUGUUUUUCAUAGGAGCAGGCAUAGAUUUAAUAGUUGGAUUCUUACUCUUGAAAAGCUAUUAUGAAGAAAGAAAGAAAUUGGCUUCAAUAAGAAAUCAAGAAAAGCAAUAAGAAUGGAGUAAAUAUGCAAAAUUAAUUUUAGGACAGAAUAAUAUUUAGAGUAAUCCUGAAUAAGAAAUUUUUAAAUAAGAAAAUUUAAAUCCAUAAUUUAAUAAUUUUUAAGAUCCACCAAAUUUUUAUCCUUAACAAUAAUAAAAUAUAGGAACAGAAUACGUACAACAAUAUCCUCAAUUCAAUUAUUAAUAAGAAUAGUAAUAAAACUACCAAAAUCAGCCAAUUUAAAAUUAAUAGUUUAAUUAAUAUCCUAUUUAGAAUUGA